Molecule: messenger RNA, 2158 nt
Organism: Telopea speciosissima
Lineage: Eukaryota; Viridiplantae; Streptophyta; Magnoliopsida; Proteales; Proteaceae
Product: pentatricopeptide repeat-containing protein At5g27110
Exons: 1
Coding region: 41-2125 (694 amino acids)
Biological process (GO): RNA modification
Cellular component (GO): intracellular membrane-bounded organelle
Molecular function (GO): protein binding; RNA binding
Source: RefSeq, a predicted model, not a curated record
GGGUAUUUUGUGUUGUUUUAGCCACGCACGUAUCAGCUUGAUGGACACGGAAACGUUAAUAUCUGUCCUGAAAACAUGCAUCACUUCGAAGUCACUGAAACAAGGCAUGAUUCUCCACCAAAAGAUAAUCACUUUUGGCCUCCGAAACAAUAUCUCUUUGUGCAAACAUCUCAUCAACCUCUACUUCUCUUGCCAUUUAUUUGAAUCUGCACGCCGAGUUUUCCAAACUAUAGAAAACCCAUUAGACAUUUCUCUAUGGAAUGGCUUCAUGGCAGCUUACACUAGGAAUCAAAUGCACAGUGAAGCUCUUGAGCUUUUUGAGAGGUUGCAGCUCUUCCCUUAUCUCAAACCCGACAAUUACACUUACCCAAGUGCUCUGAAGGCUUGCAGUGGAUUGGCAAGACUUGAGAUAGGGAAAAAGAUUCAUACCCAUGUGAUCAAAACUGGUUGUGAAUCUGAUGUUGUUGUUGCAAGCUCCUUGGUGGGUAUGUACGCAAAAUGCAACUUGUUUCACUCAGCGAUUCAUCUGUUCAAUGAAAUGCCUGAAAGAGAUGUAGCCUGUUGGAAUACUCUGAUUUCUUAUUAUUAUCAAAAUGGGCAAUCUGAGAAAGCUCUGGAAUUGUUUGAAAAGAUGAAGAGUUCUGCUUUCCAGCCUGAUUCAGUAACAUUCACAACUGUUUUCUCUGCGUGUGCAAGGCUUCUAGAUUUGGAAAGAGGGAGGGCAAUUCAUGGGGAACUGACAAGAAUGGGUUUCAAACUGGAUGGAUAUGUUAGUUCUGCUCUUGUGGACAUGUACGGAAAAUGUGGUUGUCUAGAAAUGGCUAGAGAGGUCUUCGAACAGAUUCCAAACAAAAGUGUGGUCUCUUGGAACUCGAUGAUUGCGGGAUACAGUCUAAAUGGUAAUAGUUAUGCUUGCCUCGAACUUUUUAAGAGAAUGGGUGAGGAAGGUGUGAAACCCACUUCAACUACUUUAAGUAGCUUGUUAAUAGCUUGUUCUAGAUCUUCCCAGCUACAAAAGGGAAAGUUCAUUCAUGGAUAUAUAAUUAGAAAUAUGGUAGAAUGUGAUGUCUUCGUUAACAGCUCACUUAUUGAUCUUUAUUUCAAAUGUGGAAGUGUUUUUUCAGCUGAGUAUGCAUUCAAGAAGAUACCCAAGACAAAUGUAGUUUCUUGGAAUGUGAUGAUCUCAGGAUAUGUGAUGGUUGGAAAUUAUUUCGAGGCGCUUAGAAUCUUCUAUGAUAUGAAAAUUGCUGGUGUGAGACCGGAUCCCAUUACAUUCACUAGUGUUUUACCUGCUUGUUCACAGCUUGCUGCUUUAGAACAGGGGAGGGAGAUCCACAAUUACAUCAUCGAAAAUGAGUUUGAAUUGAAUGAAGUGGUCAUGGGUGCUCUCCUUGACAUGUACGCAAAAUGCGGGGCCGUGGAUGAAGCAUGCCAAGUCUUUGAUCAGUUACCAGUGAGAGAUUUUGUAUCAUGGACUUCCAUGAUAACUGCUUAUGGGUCUCAUGGUCAAGCGGUAGAAGCAUUGGAGCUUUUUCAUAAGAUGCUGCAAUCCAAUGCAAAACCAGACAGAGUUACCUUCCUUGCUGUAUUAUCAGCAUGUAGCCAUGCGGGAUUGGUAGAUGAGGGAUGUUUUUAUUUCGAUCAAAUGACAACUGACUAUGGGAUUAAACCCAUGUUGGAACAUUACUCAUGCUUAAUUGAUCUCCUUGGACGUGCUGGAAGAUUGCGUGAAGCUUACAGAAUCCUUCAGAAUACACCAACAGUACGAGGAGAUGUUGGAUUACUUAGUACAUUGUUUUCUGCAUGUAACAUGCAUAAGGAUUUAAAUUUAGGAGAAGAGAUUGCAAGCUUUCUCAUUGAGAAGGUUCCUGAUGAUCCAUCAACAUACAUAGUUCUAUCCAACAUGUAUGCUUCCGUAGGAAAAUGGGAAAAUGUACGCAAGUUGAGGUUAAAAAUGAAAGAGUUAGGUUUGAAGAAGAACCCAGGCUGUAGCUGGAUUGAGGUUGACAAGAUUAUCUAUCCCUUCUUUGUUGAAGAUAAAUCACAUCCACAGGCAGAGAUGCUAUUCAAUUGUCUAGCAAAUCUUGCCAGACACAUGGAGAAGAAUGAGUUAAUAAUAUCUUAGUGAGAAUGCGAAGGACAAUGGAUCAGAAUGCCA